Diospyros lotus (date-plum) is the source of this 1794-nucleotide messenger RNA. RefSeq names its product putative ribonuclease H protein At1g65750. The record is from RefSeq and is a predicted model, not a curated record. Gene Ontology annotation, molecular function: nucleic acid binding; RNA-DNA hybrid ribonuclease activity. Bases 276 to 1211 code for a protein of 311 amino acids. The transcript is spliced from 11 exons. Lineage: Eukaryota; Viridiplantae; Streptophyta; Magnoliopsida; Ericales; Ebenaceae.
UUGUUGUUCCCAAAUUUGAAAAAUUAAAAAACAGAGCUUGAAGCAUACAAUCAGACUCCCAAGUUUUGAAGGAAGAUAGAGGCUUCCUUCCUGCAUAACUACUAUGUUUUCGGAGAGCUUCUUGCUGGUUUGCUGAUUCCCCAAGCUGGUUUGCUGAUUCCCUCCAAUACCUCUUGAUGUUUUCUCAUCUUACCUACUAAUCGGACAUCUCUCUCUCUCUCUCUCUCUCGCCCAUCUUUGCCAGCGACCAGAAGGUGAAGUAAGACUCAGACUCGAUGGGUGAUGAGAAGGAUGCUUUUUAUGUUGUCAGGAAGGGGGACAUUAUUGGCUUCUACAAAAAUUUGGAUGAUUGCCAAGCUGUAAUUGGAUCCGCUGUUUGCGAUCCUUCUGUUACUGUUUUUAAAGGUUUUUGCUUGCCAAAGGAGGCUGAGGAUUAUCUUGCCUCACAUGGGCUUAAGAAUGCUGUUUAUUCUAUCAAGGCCACUGAUCUGCGAGAUGAUGUUUUCGGUCAACUUGCUGUCUGCCCGUUUCAGCAACCAGCUUCUGCUGGAGGAAAAGCAUUGGGCAAGAGUAAUCGUGAAAAGAGACUGCAGCAUGAGGUAUUUGGAUCCACUUCAUUUUCAGCAACUUCUCUGAGAGAGCAGCUUGAAUUUCACCACAUUCCAAGUGUGUUUUUUCAUCAUGAGGUAUUUGGAUCAACUUCAUCUUCAGCAACACCCCCAAGAAAGCAGGCCAAAUUGCAAAAUUCUGGCUACGUUCCAACUAAUUAUUAUCCUGGUCCUAGUUCCUGUAUUCUUGAGUUUGAUGGUGCUUCAAAAGGGAAUCCUGGGCUAGCUGGGGCAGGUGCUGUGCUGCAUGCUGAAGGUGGAAUGGUUUAUCGAGUGCGGGAAGGAGUUGGAAUUGCUACUAAUAAUGUUGCUGAAUAUCGGGGAGUGAUUUUAGGAUUAAAUUAUGCGCUUAAGAAAGGAUUUAAACACAUUCGUGUCCAAGGAGACUCCAAACUUGUAUGCAUGCAGGUUCAGGGUCUGUGGAAAACUAAAAACCCAAACAUGACCGACUUGUGUAAGGUGGCCAAGGAGCUCAAGGAUAAGUUUAUGUCAUUUGAGAUCCGUCAUGUUGAAAGGGAGCUCAACUCUGCAGCUGAUGCUCAGGCAAAUCUGGCUGUAUAUCUCAAAGAGGGGGAAAUUCAGGAGGAAUGUGAGAUGAAAUAGGACAAAUGGUAGUUGCUGGAGGAGCAGCGAGCAGUUUACUGUGUUGUGUAUGCUUGGCCAGAAGAAUGAUUAGAACAUGUCUAAACUUCUUGUUAAGCUCUUAAUUUGGAUCUUAUUAAGCCAAAGUGGGAGUCUAGUCUUUUAGCCUAGCUCGACGGUUGACACUGUUUUUGAUGAAUCAAGAAGCAAGCAUAUACUUUUAUGGCACCCUGACACUUCAUCAAUGAAUUAAUGAAUGAAUGAAUAGUGAGAGGUAGAGGGCAAAAGCCUCAAUCCAACUUCCUCUGCUGGAUAUGGAAAGCACACCAAGAUCAUGUUCUUAAGUGAAAUUGUUUUCCGAAUGUGUUUCUUCUUGUAAUUCGUCUUGUCAAUCAGCGAGUGAUUAAAACAGAUGAACUGGAUCAACGAGGAGCAGGGAAUGUGGGGGAUUUUGUUUCUCAUGAUAUCAGUCUGCAUUUGUACUUCAUGAGAUCCGUUUUUAGAGAUUUUUCUUCUUUUUCAAACUGUCUUAACUCUGUGCUACUGUUACAUGGUUCUAACAUCAAUCAUGUGGCCCCUUAUUUUUCCAAUUUGGCAAUCCCAA